Molecule: messenger RNA, 1060 nt
Organism: Phasianus colchicus (ring-necked pheasant)
Lineage: Eukaryota; Metazoa; Chordata; Aves; Galliformes; Phasianidae
Product: interferon
Biological process (GO): defense response
Cellular component (GO): extracellular region
Molecular function (GO): cytokine receptor binding
Source: RefSeq, a predicted model, not a curated record
GCACUGAUAUAGAAGCAUGACAAAAAUUGAAUACGCAAAACUUACAAACAUUAUUACAUAACAUCAAAAAAGACACUUGAGCAGGACUGGAAAUCUCAGUGGAAGAAGAAAAACACCAGAACUUUCAGAGGAAGCAAAAAACUAAACAACACAUCCACAGCACAGAUGCAACAAAAGCCGAUAACAAAGCCCCAAUCCCACAAACGCACUUCCUUGCAAACCACAUGAAACCAACAGCCAAAAACGAAAACCACAGACAGAAACUCUUGGCAACAGGAAAGCGAGGAAGGGAAAGAUGACACGCCACAUAAAGCUGGCACCGCAAUACCACUGCCACCACCCAGCCCCACCAGGCUCCUGCCCAGCACAACGCCAGUCCCACCAUGGCUGCGCCUGCACGCCCACAGCACCCGCGGGGGUACGGCAUCCUGCUGCUCACUCUUCUUAUGAAAGCACUCGCCGCCAGCGCCUCCGUCUGCAACCACCUUCGCCCCCAGGAUGCCACCUUCUCUCGCGACAGCCUCCAGCUUCUCCGGGACAUGGAUCCCAGCCCACCCCAGCCGUGCCCGCAGCACAACGCGCCAUGCUCCUUCAACGACACCAUCCUGGACACCAACAACACCCGGCAAGCCGACAAAACCACCCACGACAUCCUCCAGCACCUCUUCAAAAUACUCAGCGGCCCCAGCACGCCAGCCCACUGGAUCGACAGCCAACGCCAAAGCCUCCUCAACCAGAUCCAGCGGUACGCCCACCACCUCGAGCAAUGCUUGGCGGACAGCGGCACGCGCUCCCGGACACGGUGGCCUCGCAACCUUCACCUCACCAUCAACAAACACUUCAGCUGCCUCCACGCCUUCCUCCACGACAAUGAUUACAGCGCCUGCGCCUGGGACCACGUCCGCCUACGAGCUCGUGCCUGGUUCCUGCACAUCCAUGACCUCGUGGGCAACACGUGCACCUAGCCCCAAGCGCACCUCCCACCCUCCUCCUAUUUAUCUAUUUAUUCAACUAUUUAUGCAAUUAUUUAUCUAUUUAUUUAACUUAACAUUGGACUAAA